Cottoperca gobio is the source of this 1315-nucleotide messenger RNA. It is a transcript of the gene mesd, whose product is annotated as mesoderm development LRP chaperone. Bases 62 to 718 code for a protein of 218 amino acids. NCBI's taxonomy places the organism in Eukaryota, Metazoa, Chordata, Actinopteri, Perciformes, Bovichtidae. The record is from RefSeq and is a predicted model, not a curated record. Gene Ontology annotation, biological process: protein folding. The transcript has 3 exons.
CCCUCCCGAGGUCUGGUGACCGGCAGACUCCACAGCCAAUGAGAACACACCAUCUGUAAACAUGGCGUCUGACUUCAGGUGGAGAUGUGUAGUUCUCCUUCUGUGCACAUUUUUGCUUUUUAUAUUAGCGACAGACACCAAAGAUAAAGCCAAGAAAAAGAAGGAUAUCCGAGACUACAAUGACGCAGAUAUGGCACGGCUUCUGGAACAAUGGGAGGAGGAUGAUGACAUUGAGGAAGGUGACCUCCCAGAGCACAAGAGGUCUUCACCUCCCAUCGAUUUCGCCAAGGUGGACGCCUCCAAGCCAGAAGAGCUGCUCAAGAUGUCCAAGAAGGGCAAGACUCUGAUGGUUUUUGCUACAGUGUCAGGGGAUCCCAAUGAGAAAGAGACAGAAGAGAUCACAGGCCUGUGGCAGGGCAGCCUCUUCAACGCCAACUAUGAUAUUCAGAGGUUUGUGGUGGGCUCCAACAGAGUGAUCUUCAUGCUGCGGGACGGCAGUUUGGCCUGGGAGGUCAAAGACUUCCUCGUGGCCCAGAAACGCUGUGGGGACGUUACCGUAGAGGGACAAGUUUUUCCCGGGAAGGCUGCCAAGGAGGAUGAUGACAAAUACAAGCGGCAGAAUAAACUCGACACUAAGAAGAAAAGCAAGAAGAAGACUGAGAGCAAGAAGCCUGACUUGGAGGGCAACAGCGCUAGCCAUCUGAAACAGGAGCUGUGAUGGAAUAACAUGGAGGGAGAUGAAGAGUCACAAGUCCCUUUUCUUCUGGCCUCAGACAUGCUUAUUCUGAUGACCAAUCUGUGAGCAGUGAACUUGUGAGGCGCUGCAGGAGCAAGUGAAGAUGCAGUGGUUCAGAGUCCGUGGUAUGUGUGAACUAAUAAGUCCUGUUGGGUGAAUUAACCUUAACUGCUGAGCUGGUAUCAUAACUCAGAGAUUUAUUGUCUAUUCUCCACCUCCCGCUCUCCCUCAUUGGAACAUGUUGCAUUGACAAAUACAUUUCUGAAAUCCUAUCUUUUCUGUCAAACAUUUCGAGCUCUUUGAAAUAAUUGCUGCCUGGUUUCUUUAGUUAUUUCUUGUUGUUAAAUCAUCACCAGAUGAAAUCCAUGGUAAGCAUUAUUAAACCUUUUAAUUUCUUUCUGUUUCAACAGCUAUGUUUGGUACAAGAAGUGACUUUUGGUGUAGACAUGGGGUCAUUCAUCAGACCUGUUAUGUUGUCUUUGUUCACAUCAAGCAGCACUUCAAGAUUUGUUGCAAAAGUAGCAUUUUCUGUUUCAUUUUUCACUGAAUAUGAAAAUAAAUUGUUUUUAUACAAUCAUA